Molecule: messenger RNA, 1119 nt
Organism: Cylindrotheca closterium
Lineage: Eukaryota; Bacillariophyta; Bacillariophyceae; Bacillariales; Bacillariaceae
Source: the annotation of a GenBank genome assembly
AUGCUUGUGCUUUCUCUUCUUGCGACCAUCAAUGGUUUCACGCUGACAGGGGAAAACAGAUACGGAUCCAAGACUUCUUUCUUUGGUGGAUUUGGUUUUGGCGAGUCAAGUACUCCGUCAAAAUCAAGGAAAAAGAAGAAGAAAGGAAAACGACUCACCAACGAGCUAAUACCGAACAAGGAUACGAACGAUGUAUUUUCCAUGACACAGGAAGCACUCGGACCAGAAAAGAAGGUCGACAAAUGGGGUUUGCCCAUCCAAACUGAAGAUGAAAUCAUUGAGGAGCUAUUCCCGUCAAUGUCAAAAGAAACAGAAAUGAUUCCAGUCGUUUCAGGAAAAGAAUACACACUACCAGAAAUCCAGGAUUGUCUCGGAAAUCAAAUUGAUUUAAAUCUCGGGCGAUUUUUCGAUGAGAAUGGAGCUGCUACACAGUCGAACGCUGCGAAGCCGAUCCAAUUGAAGCUCUUGCAUCAAUCUCCGCCAGUUCUGGCCAUCGAUAAUCUUUUCUCUGAUACAGAGUGUGAAGAGUUAAGGAAUGCUUCAUUAGUUGGCCAUGAAGUAUCAUCUGCAACAUUUACUGGAUCUUUGUCAACCCGCACCUCCACAUCCUGGUUCUGCAACUACGCAGAUGUGCCACUAUUAUUGGCCAAGGUGAACCAGUAUUUGAACAUUCCAUUGGAGUUAAUGGAGGAACCACAAAUUGUUCGGUAUCAAAAAGGGGAAGAAUUCUCAUGGCAUUAUGACGCAGUUCCGGAAAAUGCCUUGGAAAAUGGAGGGCAAAGAUUGGCAACUCUUCUUGUUUAUCUUACUGAUAUUGCAUCAGAAGAUGGUGGAGGGACAAUGUUCCGUGACCUAAAAUAUGAUUCAGAACCUCUUUCAAUGCAACCUAAAGUGGGCUCGGCUCUCUUAUUUUUUCCUGCAAAAAGUGACGGAACGCCCGAUGCGCGCACAUUGCAUCGAAGCGAAGUCAUGACUGGAGAUGAAGAGAAGUGGAUCAUCCAAAUGUGGAUUCAUGAGAGAGAGUAUAAGGCUGUUCUUCCAAUUGGCAACUCCCAUGAGUUGGCCGGUGACGGGGUUCGAAAGACUAUUGUGAAGCUUGGGCUAGCGGACGACCAAUAG